Saccharomyces paradoxus is the source of this 1302-nucleotide messenger RNA. It is a transcript of the gene ZUO1, whose product is annotated as zuotin. Gene Ontology annotation, molecular function: ribosome binding; Hsp70 protein binding. Gene Ontology annotation, biological process: regulation of translational fidelity; 'de novo' cotranslational protein folding. The record is from RefSeq and is a predicted model, not a curated record. Gene Ontology annotation, cellular component: cytosol. Lineage: Eukaryota; Fungi; Ascomycota; Saccharomycetes; Saccharomycetales; Saccharomycetaceae. The transcript has a single exon. The coding region runs from base 1 to 1302 and encodes 433 amino acids.
AUGUUUUCUUUACCAACCCUAACCUCAGACAUCACUGUUGAAGUCAACAGUUCUGCUACCAAGACCCCUUUCGUCCGCCGUCCGGUCGAACCAGUUGGUAAGUUCUUUUUGCAACAUGCUCAAAGAACUUUGAGAAACCACACCUGGUCUGAAUUCGAAAGAAUUGAAGCUGAAAAGAACGUCACAACUGUUGAUGAAUCAAAUGUUGACCCAGAUGAAUUGUUAUUCGACACUGAAUUGGCCGAUGAAGAUCUAUUAACUCACGAUGCUAGAGACUGGAAAACCGCCGAUUUGUACGCUGCUAUGGGUUUGUCUAAGCUACGUUUCAGAGCUACUGAAAGUCAAAUCAUCAAGGCUCACAGAAAACAAGUCGUCAAGUACCAUCCAGACAAGCAAUCUGCUGCUGGUGGUAGUUUGGAUCAAGAUGGCUUCUUCAAGAUUAUUCAAAAGGCUUUUGAAACUUUAACUGAUUCCAACAAGAGGGCUCAAUACGACUCAUGUGACUUCGUUGCUGAUGUCCUUCCACCAAAGAAGGGUACUGAUUAUGACUUCUACGAAGCUUGGGGUCCUGUUUUCGAAGCUGAAGCUCGUUUCUCCAAGAAAACUCCUGCUCCACCUCUAGGUAACAAGGAUUCUUCCAAGAAGGAAGUCGAACAAUUCUAUGCUUUCUGGCACAGAUUUGAUUCUUGGAGAACUUUUGAAUUCUUGGACGAAGAUGUCCCAGACGACUCUUCCAACAGAGACCACAAGCGUUACAUUGAGAGAAAGAACAAGGCCGCAAGAGACAAGAAAAAAACCGCUGACAAUGCUAGAUUGGUCAAACUUGUCGAAAGAGCUGUCAGCGAAGAUCCUCGUAUCAAAUUGUUCAAAGAAGAAGAGAAGAAGGAAAAGGAAAGAAAAAAAUGGGAAAGAGAAGCCGGUGCCAGAGCUGAAGCUGAAGCUAAGGCCAAGGCCGAGGCUGAAGCCAAGGCUAAGGCUGAAUCUGAAGCCAAGGCCAACGCCUCUGCUAAAGCUGACAAAAAGAAGGCUAAGGAAGCUGCCAAGGCUGCUAAGAAGAAGAACAAGAGAACUAUUCGUAACUCCGCCAAGGAAGUCGACUACUUUGGUGAUGCUGACAAGGCCACCACCAUUGACGAGCAAAUUGGUUUGAUCGUUGACAGUUUGAAUGAUGAAGAGUUAGUGUCCACUGCUGAUAAGAUCAAGGCCAAUGCUGCUGGUGCCAAGGAAGCUUUGAAAGAAUCUGCAAAUGCUGUUGUCGAUUCUGGCAAACUGCCAUCCAGUUUGUUGUCUUACUUCGUCUGA